GUGGGUCGGGGCUUGGAGAACGGAGAAUGACGGGGGCGGCGGAGGCGAGCUGGCGGCCUCCGAGGCCUGAGGCCGGUGUCGGGUAGGAAGGAGGUGGGAUGCUCGCGGGGAGGCCUCGGGGUGCCAGGCUGUGGGCGAGGAGGCCGGCCAGACCCCAGGGCUCUCGGCCGCCUUGGUGCAGUGCUUUAUGCACCGCAGGCCUCGGUCGCCGCUGCUGUCUCCGUGUGCUCUUUGGCUGCAGGGAAGGGCAGGGGCUGGAGGAGAAAGGGGAUUGCUUGCAGGAAGCAUAGUGGGAGUGCGAAAGGGGAGAAAGGGGCCGGAGGGAAGAUGCCGGAUAGGUGGAGGAAUGCCGGGGGUGGCUGUGGAGCAGUCUUGAGGAUUCUGGGGGUGUUCAUUGUGCAGAUGUUAGGUGUUUCAUUAUGGAAAGAGCCGAACCGUUUCCAAGGCAAGGAACGAAGGCAUAGAGUAGUUGCUGCCGAUAGAAGGGAGAGCAUUUGAAACUAGAGGAGUGCUAAAUAUGAGAGAAGAUGCGGGGAAUGCAUAAUAGAAUAGACAGAUGUAGCAUAAUUAUCAAAUGCUGGCCCAAGGUCUAAAGAGUUAUUCCAGAUGGGCCAGAGUGGCCUAGUUCGGAACCUGUUUGGGCUCUUCAGUAGAUGACAUCCGACAUUUAUAUAGCUACUACAUGAAGAUACAAACUUGAGUUAUCACAAAGGCCACCCCUCUUGCCGCACCCUGUGACAGUCCCGUUACAGCGUUGCUCUCUGACUCCUGGCAGCCUGUUCCCUAGCUCUGUGGUUUUGCCAUUUCCAGAAUGGUAUGUAGUGACUAGAAGAGAAGAAUCAGUGGCUUGGAAAUUGAGCUAAGUGACCUGGCGGGAUGGGCAUUUGCCUGACACAUUUUAUGGAGGAAUUGGAUGGCACAAGUGACUGAGAGGAGCUUGAGGGUUUCUGGAGCCUGGGAAAGGUAGAAACUCAACCAUGGUUUCUUUCCCCGCUCAACAGCAUUCCUUUCCUUGAAGUCUUCAUUUCUACUUCGGUCUCAGGCAGUUAUACUUAAGCAUGAACAUUGACGACAGACUGGAAGGAUUAUUUCUUAAAUGUGGCGGCAUAGACGAAAUGCAGUCUUCCAGGGCAACGGUUGGAAUGGGUGGAGUGUCUGGCCAGUCCACCGUGUCUGGAGAACUGCAGGAGUCAGUACUUCAAGAUCGAAGCUUGCCUCACCAGGAGAUCCUUGCUGCAGAUGAAGUGCUACAAGACAGCGAAAUGAGGCAACAGGACAUGAUAUCGCAUGAUGAGCUCAUGGUCCAUGAGGAGACAGUGAAAAAUGAUGAGGAGCAGAUGGAAACACACGAGCGCCUUCCUCAAGGGCUUCAGUAUGCGCUUAACGUCCCUAUAAGUGUAAAGCAGGAAAUUACUUUUACUGAUGUAUCUGAGCAACUGAUGAGAGACAAAAAACAAGUCAGAGAGCCAGUAGACUUACAGAAAAAGAAGAAGCGGAAACAGCGCUCUCCUGCAAAAAUCCUUACAAUAAAUGAGGAUGGAUCACUUGGUUUGAAAACCCCUAAAUCUCACGUUUGUGAGCACUGCAAUGCUGCCUUUAGAACGAACUAUCACUUACAGAGACAUGUCUUCAUUCAUACAGGCGAAAAACCGUUUCAAUGUAGUCAAUGUGACAUGCGUUUCAUUCAGAAGUACCUGCUCCAGAGACACGAGAAGAUCCAUACCGGUGAAAAACCAUUUCGCUGUGAUGAAUGUGGUAUGAGAUUCAUACAGAAAUAUCACAUGGAAAGGCACAAGAGAACUCACAGUGGAGAAAAGCCUUACCAGUGUGAAUACUGCUUACAGUAUUUUUCCAGAACAGAUCGUGUAUUGAAACAUAAACGUAUGUGCCAUGAAAACCAUGACAAAAAACUCAACAGAUGUGCCAUCAAAGGUGGCCUUCUGACGUCAGAGGAGGAUUCUGGCUUCUCUACGUCACCAAAAGAUAAUUCACUGCCAAAAAAGAAGCGGCAGAAAACUGAGAAGAAGUCGUCGGGACUGGACAAAGCGGGUGCAUUGGACAAGCCGGACCUGAAGAAGGACAGGAGUGACUACCCGCCUCUCUACCCUUCGAGCGCUAAAGUGAAGGAUGAGUACAUGGUCGCGGAGUACGCAGUUGAAAUGCCGCACCCGUCAGUCGGAGGGUCUCACUUAGAAGACGCUUCUGGAGAAAUCCACCCACCCAAGUUGGUUCUCAAAAAAAUCAAUAGUAAGAGAAGUCUGAAACAGCCCCUGGAGCAAAAUCAAACCAUUUCACCCCUAUCCACCUACGAAGACAGCAAAGUCUCAAAGUAUGCGUUUGAACUUGUGGAUAAGCAGGCUUUACUGGACUCCGAAGGCAGUGCCGACAUCGAUCAGGUGGACAACUUGCAGGAGGGGCCCAGCAAGCCUGUGCACAGCAGCACUAAUUAUGACGAUGCCAUGCAGUUUCUGAAGAAGAAGCGCUAUCUUCAAGCUGCAAGUAACAACAGCAGGGAGUAUGCGCUGAAUGUGGGUACCAUAGCUUCUCAGCCUUCUGUGACACAAGCGGCUGUGGCCAGCGUCAUUGAUGAAAGCACCACAGCGUCCAUAUUGGAUUCCCAGGCACUGAACGUGGAGAUGAAGAGCAAUCAUGACAAAAAUGUCAUUCCAGAUGAGGUCCUACAGACUCUGCUGGACCAUUAUUCCCACAAAGCUAAUGGACAGCAUGAGAUUUCCUUCAGUGUUGCAGAUACGGAAGUGACGUCUAGCAUAUCAAUUAAUUCUUCUGACGUACCUGAAGUCACCCAGUCAGAGAGUGUUGGGUCAAGCUCCCAAGCAUCUUCGUCAGAUAAAGCUAACAUGUUGCAGGAGUACUCCAAGUUUCUGCAGCAGGCUUUGGACAGAACUAGCCAAAACGAUGCCUAUUUGAAUAGCCCGAGCCUUAACUUUGUGACUGAUAACCAGACCCUUCCAAAUCCGCCAGCAUUCUCCUCCAUAGACAAGCAAGUCUAUGCAGCCAUGCCCAUCAAUAGCUUUCGAUCAGGAAUGAAUUCUCCACUAAGAACAACUCCAGAUAAGUCUCACUUUGGACUGAUAGUCGGUGACUCACAGCACCCGUUUCCCUUUUCAGGUGACGAGACAAACCAUGCCUCUGCCACAUCAACAGCAGACUUUUUGGAUCAAGUGACUUCUCAGAAGAAAGCUGAGGCCCAGCCUGUCCACCAGGCUUACCAAAUGAGCUCCUUUGAACAGCCUUUCCGCGCUCCUUAUCAUGGAUCCAGAGCUGGGAUAGCGACUCAAUUUAGCACUGCCAAUGGACAGGUGAACCUUCGGGGACCAGGGACAAGUGCUGAGUUUUCAGAAUUCCCCUUGGUGAAUGUAAAUGAUAAUAGAGCUGGGAUGACAUCUUCACCAGAUGCCACAACUGGCCAGACUUUUGGCUAAAAAAAAAAAAAAGAUGUGUAAAUAAUACUGGCACUUUAGAACAGAUUAAUCGAGAGUGGGGUUACUCUGUGUAAAAUGGAGUGCUAUACAGAUUUAAGAGCAAUGCGUUCAUAGCAAGCUGAUAAGAAUAGCAAGAUAAUCCAAUAACUGCAUUUCGUUUGGUUAGCCCGCAUUCCUUGAACUGCCUUACGUGUUGUCACCGUUAGAGAAGCGAUGCAUUACUUGUUUUAGAUCAGAACCUUGCUAUUCACCCACACCAAGAUAAAAGGAGAAAAGACUUUCGCACAAUUGUUUCCUAACUGAUAACAUUGUACAUUCUUAGGAGAGUAGUAAUUGUGUGAAAUUCCUCAUACUGUUUCUAAGUUUUCAGCAUAGUGUUGCACUUCAGCAGGGAAUCUGAGGACACUUCACAGGCAACAGUGAACUUAAAGUUUCAAUGUCAAGAGAUGAUGGCUUAAAUAAGUAGUUUGUCCUAUAGGGAAAUAAAAAGAAACCACCUUAACAAAUGA
Messenger RNA from Onychomys torridus (southern grasshopper mouse), 3952 nucleotides. RefSeq names its product zinc finger protein 148 (gene Znf148). Gene Ontology annotation, biological process: regulation of transcription by RNA polymerase II. NCBI's taxonomy places the organism in Eukaryota, Metazoa, Chordata, Mammalia, Rodentia, Cricetidae. The record is from RefSeq and is a predicted model, not a curated record. Gene Ontology annotation, molecular function: DNA-binding transcription factor activity, RNA polymerase II-specific; RNA polymerase II cis-regulatory region sequence-specific DNA binding. The transcript is spliced from 10 exons. The coding region runs from base 1059 to 3443 and encodes 794 amino acids.